Messenger RNA from Oryzias latipes (Japanese medaka), 1230 nucleotides. RefSeq names its product retinol dehydrogenase 12. The record is from RefSeq and is a predicted model, not a curated record. Lineage: Eukaryota; Metazoa; Chordata; Actinopteri; Beloniformes; Adrianichthyidae.
AAUAAAUAAGGCUCCUCUUUUUACUCAUUCAAAUCUUCAUCAUCCUCUCAUCAUUAAGUCUGAGACUUGAUACAAAGUCAGACUAAAAAAAUAAGCCACUCAAGUCAUUUUAAGGACUUUUAAAUUAUUACCAACUCCAGAAAUGCAAACUAUCAGAUCUUUCUUCAUUCGCAAGUGCUCCUCAGACGUGCGCCUGGAUGGGAAGACGGCGAUAGUAACGGGAGCCAACACCGGAAUAGGCAAAGAAACAGCUAAAAACCUGUCCGAAAGAGGAGCCCGGGUGAUUCUGGCAUGCAGGGAUGUAGAAAAAGGAGAGCGGGCUGCCGCUGACAUCAGGAGGGAGGUGGAUGGAGCAAACGCAGUGUUCAGGCAGCUGGAUCUGGCUGACACCAAAUCCAUUUGCCUUUUUGCCGAGAGUAUUUAUAGCACGGAGAAAGCUCUUCACUACCUUGUCAACAAUGCAGGCGUGGCCCUGUGUCCUUAUGCCAAAACAGCUGAUGGAUAUGAGUUGCAGUUUGGUGUCAAUCACUUGGGUCAUUUCUUUUUGACCUUCCUGCUGCUGGACCUGUUGAAGCACUCGGCCCCAUCGCGUGUUGUAAACGUCUCAUCUGCCGCCCACGCCAUGGGCAAGAUCCAGUUCGAUGACUUGAACGGAGACAGAGAUUACCACCCGUUCAGAGCCUACACUCAAAGCAAACUGGCUAAUGUGUUGUUUACCAGAGAGCUGGCCAGGAGGACUGAAGCUCUAGGUGUGUUGACUUUCUCAGUUGACCCUGGGAUUGUCAACACUGAUAUAACAAGAAGCCUUUGGCGCCCUCUUGUGGACAUCAUAAAGACCUUCAGUUUUCUGACCAGGACCCCAGCAGAGGGAGCCUCCACCAGCAUCUACUGCAUCGUCACUCCUGAGAACCAGAUGAUAUCUGGUGGAUACUACAGGGACUGUGCCAGUGCGAAGAGCUGCAGAGCAGGCGAGGAUGAUGGCACCGCCCUGAAGCUGUGGGCCGUGAGCUGCCGCAUGCUUGGCAUCCGCUGGAAAUAAACCACUCUCCCAUAUGCUCAGAUAUACUGUCAGUCACACCCUUUUGACACAAUAUUUGUGGUUUCUAAGUAACACACAAAAAAUUUGUGGGAUUGAAAAUGAUUGUUUUGAUAAAUGUGUAACAGAAUUACUGUACAGUAGGGAGGCUGAGACCAUAACAGCAGACUGCAUUAAACGUAUUACAAACCAUU